This is a messenger RNA of Gavia stellata (red-throated loon), 1350 nucleotides long. RefSeq names its product cell division cycle 37, HSP90 cochaperone (gene CDC37). Gene Ontology annotation, molecular function: heat shock protein binding; protein-folding chaperone binding; protein kinase binding. The coding region runs from base 48 to 1181 and encodes 377 amino acids. NCBI's taxonomy places the organism in Eukaryota, Metazoa, Chordata, Aves, Gaviiformes, Gaviidae. The record is from RefSeq and is a predicted model, not a curated record. Gene Ontology annotation, biological process: protein folding; protein stabilization. Gene Ontology annotation, cellular component: cytoplasm. The transcript has 8 exons.
GCUUCGAGAAGCGGCCGGAGGCGGCGGGCCCCGGGGGCGGCCGCGCUAUGGUGGACUACAGCGUGUGGGACCACAUCGAGGUCUCGGACGAUGAGGACGAGACUCACCCCAACAUCGACACGGCCAGCCUCUUCCGAUGGCGGCACCAGGCUCGAGUGGAGAGGAUGGAGCAAUUCCAGAAGGAAAAAGAUGAGCUGGAUAAAGGAUGCAGGGAAUGCAAACGGAAACUCGCCGAGUGCCAGAAAAAAAUGAAGGAGUUAGAGGUGGCGGAUGCGGAGAGCGGGAAGGGGGAGCUGGAGAAGCUCCAGGCCGAAGCCCAGCAGCUGAAGAACGAAGAGAAGAGCUGGGAAAACAAAUUGGAGGAGCUGAAGAAGAAGGAGAAGAACAUGCCCUGGAACGUGGACACCCUCAGCAAAGACGGCUUCAGCAAGAGCGUCUUCAACGUCAAACCGGAGGAGAAGGAAGAAACGGAGGAACAGAAAGAGAAGAAACACAAAACCUUCGUGGAGAGAUACGAGAAGCAGAUCAAACACUUUGGGAUGCUGCGGCGCUGGGACGACAGCCAGAAAUAUCUCUCCGAUAACCCUCACCUCGUUUGCGAGGAGACGGCUAAUUACUUAGUCAUCUGGUGCAUCGAUCUGGAGGUGGAAGAGAAACACGCCCUGAUGGAGCAGGUAGCCCACCAGACCAUCGUCAUGCAGUUCAUCCUGGAGCUGGCCAAGAGCCUGAAGGUCGACCCCAGGGCUUGUUUCAGGCAGUUUUUCACCAAAAUUAAGACGGCUGACCAGCAGUACAUGGAGGGCUUCAACGACGAGCUGGAAGCCUUCAAGGAACGGGUGCGCGGUCGAGCCAAGGUUCGCAUCGAGAAGGCGAUGAAGGAAUACGAGGAAGAGGAGCGGCAGAAGCGCCUGGGCCCCGGCGGGCUCGACCCCGUGGAGGUGUACGAGUCCCUGCCGCCCGAGCUGCAGAAAUGCUUCGACGUCAAAGACGUUCAGAUGUUGCAGGACACAAUCAGCAAAAUGGAUCCCACCGAGGCCAAGUACCACAUGCAGCGCUGCAUCGACUCGGGGCUCUGGGUCCCCAACGCCAAGACCGGGGAGGGGGCUGAGAAAGGAGGCGGCGAAGCCCUUUACGAAGAAAUUAAGAAGGAAAACGGCGACGAGGAGAAAGGAAAUCCGUGAGCUGGCGGGGGGGAGGCGAAAAAAAAAAGGGCGUAAAGGUGGAAAAAAAGGCGUAAAGGCUAAAAAAAAAAGGGCGUAAAGGGGUCUCUCCCUCCCUCCUCCCCCUGUCCCGCUCCCUCACCGCCCCCCCUGCGCUUUACACACCGUAGAGACUUUUGGGGAGCUGCUU